Molecule: messenger RNA, 447 nt
Organism: Cryptomeria japonica (Japanese cedar)
Lineage: Eukaryota; Viridiplantae; Streptophyta; Pinopsida; Cupressales; Cupressaceae
Exons: 1
Coding region: 1-447 (148 amino acids)
Source: RefSeq, a predicted model, not a curated record
AUGGAGGUUAUGAGAGCUGUAUCUGUAGUUAAGCCCAAUGCUUGUGGCUUGUUGAGCUUGAAGACCCAAAAGAAAAGAGUGAAUUUGAGGAAAAAGUAUAUGGAGAGCUGCAUCAAAGCAUGGUAUGGAGAUUAUGACUGUAAUGAAGGGCCGAACUUGGUAGACCGAAAUAUGUCCGUUCUGAGAAGACGAAUGUAUGAGCUCAAGUUGCAGGAAAGCUUUUACAUUCCACCCAAAGAAUGGAUGGAAUGGGAGAAAAACAUGCUUUCUGAUUAUUACUCCACUAUUUCUCAAGCAACCGGAAUUUUGCAGUCAUGUUUAAUGAGUACGAGGCCCAGCAUCGCUUUGGCUACUUUGAGUUUGGUGUUAAUGGGCAUGGGCACCUCACUCAGUGUUGGCUUGCUUAUGGCGUGGAGUAAUGUGGAUAUGUUUCUCCACAAUUUAUGA